GGUAAUCAAUAUCACUCGUAUUAAGUAAUUGUAUAUGGGUUUACAAUUUAAUGUAUACGAUAGAGUUUAUAUUGUGGGCCCGAGUUAGGAACGUAAGUCCAUGGCAUUGAUCGUGACGAGAGUGGUUUGCAGAGAAUUAAAACCAGAAUGCGCUUUCAAUGCUUGGAAGAGACCUCUGCUCUCAGAUACCUUCCAGGCACCAGCCCAACUGUAUCUCCAGUUUGUUUAUCUCCGCCAUCCGCAAGCUCUGUCGACCCCAAUUUCUCCGAUCCCUUCAGGGUUCCACUGCAAAGGCUGCCUACCACAGCGAAACGGAUACUCUCUGGGUCGACUUCAACACCAUGUGACCGGGGUGAAUGAUGAGAUAACGAUCGGAAUAGGCGGCGUGGACUGGAUGUACUGCUUGGUGAUGGAGAGGC
This is a messenger RNA of Cantharellus anzutake, 419 nucleotides long. RefSeq lists its product as uncharacterized. The transcript is spliced from 2 exons. The annotation marks the transcript as partial. The record is from RefSeq and is a predicted model, not a curated record. Lineage: Eukaryota; Fungi; Basidiomycota; Agaricomycetes; Cantharellales; Hydnaceae.